Molecule: messenger RNA, 1779 nt
Organism: Pocillopora verrucosa
Lineage: Eukaryota; Metazoa; Cnidaria; Anthozoa; Scleractinia; Pocilloporidae
Product: histamine H2 receptor
Biological process (GO): chemical synaptic transmission; G protein-coupled receptor signaling pathway, coupled to cyclic nucleotide second messenger
Cellular component (GO): dendrite; plasma membrane
Molecular function (GO): G protein-coupled serotonin receptor activity; neurotransmitter receptor activity
Source: RefSeq, a predicted model, not a curated record
UCUGACGUUUGCAGUGAACAAAGCACUCACACAAACUCGUCUCUGAGAAUCGGUCAAUUUCCCACCAGCUUGUAGAUACCUACAACGGCGACAAAGACAUUGAUGACACCUAAAGGAACAUGUAAUAACUCUUCCCCAGUGCAGUCACGAUUAUUUGGCUACUAACGUAAAAGCCGGAAUUUUCAGAAAACAAAAUCCGACAGAGUUUUAAUGCAAAACUCUGUCCUUCACACUUAGAAGCUUAUCUAUGAGAAAGUAUCGGCGAAAAAGGAAUGACGUAACCUUCGUGAAUCUUAAUGAACCUAUAAUUCUGAUAGCUCUUUACCCACAAAGCAAUGCCAGUUGGGAUGAUAAAGGGAACAGCUCGUAAAAAGUGUUUUCUUGCAAUUCAAACUGCGAUAUCAGGCCAUGAAUGAAACACAAGCUUCAAACUCAAGCCAUGAAGUUACUACUGACCAUCGCAAAGUUUCCUUGAUUGUGGCGAAUGUGUUCUUGGUUAUAAUAAUAAUUUUCGCCGUAUUUGGUAACAUUCUUGUUUGUCUGGCUUGUGUCUUGUCUAAACGGCUUCAAAGUUUCACUAGUGCCUUCAUAAUCAGUUUGGCGGUCACUGAUAUUUUAGUUGGCGCUAUAUCUAUGCCCGUUUGGCUUUCUGUUAACCUGACUGGCAAACCAGACGCCGUAAAGUUCCCUACAUUCUACACGGUUUGGCUGUGUUUUGACAUCAUCUGCGGAACGGCAUCUAUCAUGAAUCUUGUCUUUAUAAGUAUCGACCGCUUUCUAGCUGUCAAUCAUCCUCUUCGUUAUCCAACCAUAGUCACACGACUCCGAAUCACAAUCGGAAUAACUUUCAUAUGGAUUUAUUCUGUAACAAUUGCAGCUAUACAACCAAUCAAAUGGCCUAGCUACCCGUUAUUCGUUUCUCUGGCUUCUUUCUUCGUUCCUCUGUUGGGCAUGGUACUCGCUUAUUCUCGUAUAUUCCAAGUCGCCUUAAAACACAUUCGUAGCAUUCGUCGUGUGCACCCGAACCAAUCGAUACUUCGACGGCCAACAGCGGAAACAUUCCAUCGUGACAUCAAGGCUGCGCGAACACUCAGCAUUGUAAUUGGUGUUUUUAUUGUAUGCUGGUGCCCGUUUUUCGUGGCUAAUUUGAUCUUCAGGUACUGUAAGUUAUGCGAAGUUCCCAAUGAAGUUUAUUCCAUGAUUAAGUGGUUACACUACGGUAAUUCGGCUCUAAACCCGCUUAUAUACAGCUGUUUGAACGCAAACUUCAGGGCGGCCUUCAAAGAUGUGUUAAGGAGAAUCAGUCUGAAUAGAAGAAUGAUGCAGACUGAUAGCUUUACCAAAAGGAAUGUGACAACUACUACCAACAGCGGACAAGAUAUGCAUUACAGGCUUUCUUUACCAAGUGAACAGCUUCAUGGCGUUAACUGAUGAAGUUUACUGGCCUGCAGAGUAGCGAAGGCUCCCGAUAACAUAUUCACUGAAUGUGCGAUAAAACAGAAAACUUCUAGUGAUGAGCGUGUUUGAUAGACAGCAAAGAAGAUAGCGAAGAGGACGACAGAAACAUUCACCCUUCCUUUACUACAUUAACACAGCGUCAAGUGUCAGGCAUGCGCACGGGGAUCGAUUUUGUCUGGCCGGAAGCGCGCCAUUUUCUCGCGCAAAAUUUCAAAAGGAAAACGUAGGUCAAGCCGCCGUCAUGCAAAAUAUGCGAAAAAAAUUUAAACGUUAAUAUUACUCUAUAAACCCUAACUCUUAAGCUAAUGCAGGUCUGAGAAU